Molecule: messenger RNA, 1812 nt
Organism: Labrus bergylta (ballan wrasse)
Lineage: Eukaryota; Metazoa; Chordata; Actinopteri; Labriformes; Labridae
Gene: leap2
Product: liver-expressed antimicrobial peptide 2
Biological process (GO): defense response to bacterium; antimicrobial humoral immune response mediated by antimicrobial peptide
Source: RefSeq, a predicted model, not a curated record
AAGCAGUGCCACAGCUGAGUUCGCUGAGUCAGGCUGACUUGAAGAGUCUUCAAUCAUCUCUGUGAUAAAGGAAAACCUGACGGAACCUGUCGCUAACACUACCUUGAAAGUUGACUGAGUCAGUGAAGCCCUCCAGAAACUGUUGGGAAACUGGAAACCUGUUGUACUGUGGAAGAAGACAUUUACUCAGAAGAAAAAAAGGGCAUACAUACGCUCAUCAAGAAACAAACAAAAUCUCUAACUUGAAGACUUGCUGAUCGGAUCAAGAUGCAAGAGACGAGCCUCUUCACCCAAAGAAAAGAAGCAGUAGCACUGUGCUUUGUGCUGCUAGUGUUGGCUCAGCAGGUGUGUGCAGGUCCGUUAGUCCAACAGGUCCACUCUAGAUCAGAGCAGAAAGAAGUCUCAACCGGGGUCCAAGUGCUGAGGAGGGUAGCUCGUAUGACCCCUCUGUGGAGGAUCAUGAACAGCAAACCAUUCGGAGCUUACUGCCAGAACAACUACGAAUGCUCGACAGGACUCUGCAGGGCUGGACACUGCUCUAACAGCCAGCGUGCCCCCUCAGAGGCCGCAAACUACUAGACGUCAUGGACACAUCCGUGUUUACAUCAGUGUACAGCCAUAAUCCUUAUGACUGGGGAUAUGCCCAGCCCUUUGUUUCAUUGAUUUUAUAUUUAUAUGUGCCAAAAAGUUGCUGAUAAAACAUGUUUAUAUGAUUUUCCACAAAAGUUAGUUACAUCCAAGGAAAGGUAUGACAGGAGAAAUUAUAGUGUCACUUAAUGUAUUUAAAAUGUAAAAAAUAGAAAUAUCACUCAAACUGAAAUGGAAGAAAUGAGGCUUUAUACUUUUAUACUUCAUCAUUUGAAACCAUUUCUUGUUUAACAAGGCUGCAAACAACUCAAAAAAUAUUUGUUUCUUAAGUAAUAUUCAGCCCUGAUUUCCAAUUUGAGGCUUUAGUUACCAUGUAUCUGUUGUUUAAAUUGUGUUACUUGAUGUGGGAUGGAGCAGAAAGCAAUUCAAACCUUUUAAAAAUUGCUGACCUUUUCAGGAUUUAUUAUUAGUCUGUGUUUGUUAAGCUAUCUCUUCAAUGUUUCCUUCAGCCUAAUCAUUCAACUGAUAAUGUUUUAAAUGGAAACAAAAAGGCCUCCGCGAAAAUGGUCUUGGUUAUUAACAACAAAAUGAACAAUAACCCAUUACAGAAGUAUAUGCCAUAUGUCAACGCAUGGUGCAGUUCAAGAUCAUACCGCAAAUGGCUUGUUUUAAUGAUGACCCAUCGAUAUCUAUUUGGGUAACUAUCUAGGAGAAAACUGAAGAAAACACAAUGUAGAACAAAGCAGGAAAAUAGGAAUAAAAGGGAAAGCAAAGACGAAGGAGCAGAGGUAGCAAAAUAUUCAUGCAAUGCUAUAGCGCAAUCAAAUUUGUCAACAGCUUUAUUUCAUCGUAAAUUGUUUUGAGGUUUCUGUUAAAUCUGCAUCCAUUGUCAAUUUUAACAUGUUAUUGUUUAUUACUUGUACGAAUACAAUGCACAUAUUCGUGAAUCAGAGAUGAACAGCCAUGUAUUGUUUUGGGUUUUUUGCACAUCCAUCUCCUCAUAUUGAUAAGCAAUCAGGGAUUAAACUUUUAACACGCCUGCAUAGUUUACGUCACGCACAGAGCAGGUGAUGGCUGAUACUUUUUAUGAAAACAUUUGAGUAGGAUUGCACUUUUAAACGCAAAUUAUCUUUGUACUGUGUCCUGUCUACUGUUUGUACUGACUAACAUGUAGAAGGCUGGAGGCGGGGAGGGGGAAGUGGAAUAAAAGCAUCGGAAAAUAAG